Daucus carota subsp. sativus is the source of this 2064-nucleotide messenger RNA. RefSeq lists its product as uncharacterized. The coding region runs from base 1 to 2064 and encodes 687 amino acids. The transcript has 3 exons. The record is from RefSeq and is a predicted model, not a curated record. Gene Ontology annotation, molecular function: DNA helicase activity. NCBI's taxonomy places the organism in Eukaryota, Viridiplantae, Streptophyta, Magnoliopsida, Apiales, Apiaceae. Gene Ontology annotation, biological process: telomere maintenance; DNA repair.
AUGCAGCAAAACUUUCAGGACUCAUUAGCCUUGUGCAAGGAAUAUGGCCAUCCAGAUUUGUUCAUUACAUUUACUUGCAACCCCAAGUGGCUAGAAAUACAACGUGCUCUUGCAGAUGCAGGUUGUGGUGACGCAUCUGUUCGGCCAGACCUUGUCGCUCGUGUUUUUAAUAUGAAGCUUGAUGCCAUGAUGUGUGAUUUGACGAAAAAGGAUGCGUUGGGCCGAGCACUCGCAGUUGUAUACACAAUCGAAUUCCAAAAGCGUAGCCUGCCCCAUGCUCACAUUGUCCUCUGGCUAGCUGAGGGUGACAAGUUAAUGUCUUCCGAGGAAAUUGAUUCCAUCAUAAGCGCUGAAUUGCCUGAUAAAGAGGCAGAUCUAGUUGCCUACGAAGCUGUUUCUCAGCUUAUGAUGCACGGGCCGUGUGGAGAGGCCAAUCCAGAGUGUCCAUGCAUGGUAAAUGGAAAAUGCACAAAAUAUUACCCUAGGCAUUACACAAAUACCACUACAAUGGAUUCAGAUGGAUAUGUUUUAUACCGGAGGAGAGAUUCAGGCCGGACAGUGGAAUGUAACAAUAUCCACUUGGACAACAGACAUGUGGUGCCUUACAACCGCGGCUUACUUGUCAAGUAUCAGGCACACGUCAAUGUGAAACGGUGUAAUCGAUCACAAUCAAUUAAAUAUCUCUUCGAAUAUAUUGGAAAGGGUCCUGACAAGGCCACAGUGGUGAUGGAAUGCUCAGAUGGACGCUCUCAUGGUGUAAAUGCCUCGACAUCUGCACCCCAAGAGAACCAUGUAGAUGAGGUCAAAAAUUACCUCUCAUGUAGUUAUGUGUCUUCAGCCGAGUCAUGUUGGAGAAUAUUUGAAUUUCCAAUCCAUCAUAGACAGCCAUUUGUACAACGAUUAUUCUUCCAUCUUGAAGAUGAACAGGAAGUUACAUUUCGUGAUGAUGAAAGCCUUCCACAAAUUCUAGGCAGAUCUAGGCUAGAUAGAACGAUGUUCAUUCAGUGGUUAUUGAAUAACCGUCGGGAUCCAACAGGGCGUCAUCUGACCUUCGUGAAAUAUCCCACAAAAUAUCGUUGGGAUAGCUCUGGUAAAUUCUGGGCUAGGCGUCGGCAAAAUGUGAAUGUUGUGGGCCGUAUGGUCUAUGCUCACCCAGCUAGUGGUGAGAAGUUUUAUAUGCGCCUCCUCUUGAACCUCAUAACUGGCGCAACCACAUUUGAAGACAUUCGAACUUUUGAUGGGAUUGUUUACCCCACAUACAGGGAGGCGUGCUUCCAUAGAGGUCUGCUAGAAUCUGACAAUGAAUGGCAUGUUGCAUUAGAUGAGGCUUCACAUUAUGCAACUGCUCCACAACUUAGAGAGCUAUUUGUCGUUAUGUUGAUAUACUGUGAGAUCAGCAACCCAUCAGAACUUUGGGAUAAACAUUGGGCUGAUCUUGCCGAUGAUGUGCAAUAUACGCAGCGGAGAUUGCUAAAUUUGUACACGCUUGUUAUUGCUGAUUGUGAUAAGAAAACACUCGCGCUAGAGGCAAUUAACACCUUGCUUAAUCAACAUGGAAAAUCAUUGGCAGACUUUCCUGGACUCCUUAAAGUGAAUAGAUAUGCGGCACAUAAGUUCAGAAACCAGCUUCUAUUAGAAGAGAUGAUGUAUGAUUGUCAAUCAUUGAAAAUACAUGCAGCUGAACGCAUCGAGAGCCUUAACCACAUGCAGCGUGUAAUAUUUGAAGAGGUAGUCCAAUCAGUCGCUUCAAAUAUAGGUGGGUUUUAUUUUAUUUAUGGUCAUGGUGGUACGGGCAAAACAUACUUGUGGUCAACUAUACUGUGUAAGCUUAGGAGUGAAGGUCAUAUAGUCCUUGUCGUCGCAACAUCAGGCAUUACAGCACUUCUUAUCGAGGGUGGUAGGACAGCCCAUUCUUGUUUUAGGAUUCCAAUAGACAUAAAUGAAAACAGUACAUGUGAAAUUAAAAAGAAUACCCAUCUUGCUGAGUUGAUAUGUAAAGCGAGCCUUAUUAUAUGGGAUGAGGCACCAAUGACACACCGCUUUAUCUUCGAAGCCGUAGAUUGA